AAAGACUUCCGGAUUUAACACCAAUCAGAUUCUCUUCAGACCCAAAAACCCAUUUCAAUCUCUACUUCAAAAGCCAUCCAAACAUCUCCCAAAAGCUCAAAGACAGGAAAAUGGCUGAAGUGCAAAGAAAGAAGCAAGGAAAGAAGACAGAACUGAAUAUAAACGCUGUGAUUGGAGGAUUUCUUGUAUUGGGUGGAGCUUUAGCUGCUGCUGCUGUGAUAGCUGUUUUCAAAAACAAAAGUAAAAGGAAACCUAACAACAGAUCUAAGAAAGACCCACCUGCAAAUCCAUUAGAAGAAGUGAAUUGCACCAAGAAUAAAGAAGAUAUUCAAGGACUUCGAUCUCUCCUUCAAAUUCCAUCGCUGUCUGAUGAAAAAGAUCAACGAAAGAAAGAAGCGUUGAGGAUUUGUUCGACGCAGGUCGGUUCUCGUGGACCGGUGACGAUUGAGAAUCUGAUCUGGGAAAAGGAAUUUGGUUUGAAAAGCAAUGGGGAAGAACAGACACCCACCUUUGAAGAUCAUGGGCCUGUGUUGGAUAAUUUGAAAAAGAGUCCUCCAGAAGCUGAUGAUUAUGAUAGUAAUAAGAAUGGAAUUCCCAUUGAUGUUGAAGGUGUGAAUUUGGGUGUGCUUGAAAAUGGAAGCAUGAAAAUUGUUGACAGUAAGGAAGAUCCUAUCUACCUGCCGUUAGUAGAAACAGAAGUUGUAAUUGAAGAGAGUGUGGAGAUUCCAGAAGAAACUAGGAUUGUCCAUGUAGAAGAGAGGGUAGUAAAAGAGGAUGUAUCAGUGCAGGAAGAAGAAGACGAUGAUGAUGACGAAGAAGACGAUGACGAUGAUGAAGAAGACGACGACGACGAAGAAGACGAAGAAGAAUCGGUUGAGGAGAAAGAAGGAGAAGGUUCAGAUGGAACAGGAGAUUCUUCAAUGGAUUCGAAUGCUGAAGCAAUCUGGCCAGCUGAAUCAUUGGAGAUAAGGGAGAUGAAAACAACCCGUGUGGAGAUUUCUGGAAAGAAGGGUGAAAAAGAAGCUCAGAAGGCCAACAAUGGUGAGGUUGUAAAAGGAACAAAUCAAGAACAUGAAGAAAAUGGUAAGCUCGAAAAUGCAAGGGAGACUAAGGAAAUCAUGGGGAAAGAGAAGGGAAUGGGCACUCCAAUAAUGGAAAUGGAGAUGUCCGCCCGUUCAUCUUUGAUUUCAAGGCUUUUGCUGCUGUCGAUGAUAAUGGGGCUAGCAGUUCUUUUCCUCAGCCAUAUUUUGUCAUGCAAUCUCUAUGAUUUUUCAAAUACUCUUCCAAAGUUUUUCUAACUUCCCCUGUUCAGAAUCACAAAUGGGUUCUUCAAAACAAAACAAAAAAAAAAAAAAAAAGCUUCCAGUAUGAUUGUGGUGCAAUGUUUUUCCACUCUGUUCCUGCUGGAACUUGGAUUUGCCUGUUUAGAACAUAAAAUGUCUGGAUAUCAAAGCAUGGGAAAUGAUCCAAUGUUGGGAGCCAGUAGCCGAUAUCUGGUGGAUUUUGUUUUAAAGGGGGUUUUGUUAGACUUUGAGCAGCUUAUAACACCAUUAAUUGACAUAUGUACAUAUUUAUCCAGUGCAUUAUAUUGAGAUUUUUCAAUGUUUGUGUUCA
Messenger RNA from Magnolia sinica, 1614 nucleotides. RefSeq lists its product as uncharacterized. The record is from RefSeq and is a predicted model, not a curated record. Bases 111 to 1298 code for a protein of 395 amino acids. NCBI's taxonomy places the organism in Eukaryota, Viridiplantae, Streptophyta, Magnoliopsida, Magnoliales, Magnoliaceae. The transcript is spliced from 3 exons.